Messenger RNA from Sphenostylis stenocarpa, 1344 nucleotides. The record is from the annotation of a GenBank genome assembly. Lineage: Eukaryota; Viridiplantae; Streptophyta; Magnoliopsida; Fabales; Fabaceae.
AUGUCACCCGAUUUGGCUGGGGGAACAACCAUUACAUGUGGGAGGGCCUUGGCAGUUAAUGGACUUGUCGAAGGUCAGAAGAUUCGGUCUGGCCUCUCUGUUUCUCCCAGAGUUUCUCCCGCUUCUGUCGGCAAAGAGGAUGCUGGAAUAAUUCUAAGGCUACUGGUGGUUUUUCAUCCAGAGACAGCUGUUCGAACAUGGGGGCGUCCAUUUUCUUCAGACAGUGGAGAUACGGUUGAUGUCAUGGUCCCUCCUCUGGCUGAAUCUAUCUCUGAUGGAACCCUGGCAAACUUUUUGAAGAGGCCCGGUGACAGGGUUAAUGCUGACGAGCCAAUUGCUCAAAUUGAAACAGAUAAGGUCACAAUCGAUGUUUCAAGUCCUGAGGCAGGUGUGAUUCUGAAGUUUCUAGCCAAUGAAGGGGAUACUGUUGAGCCAGGUAACAAGAUAGCAAUCAUUUCAAGAUCUGGUGACGCAACUCAUGUUGCUCCAUCUGAUACUACAUCUGAGAAAGCCGCUUCUCAGCCAACCCAAAAGGUUAGUGAGGAGAAGAAAGCUCCCAAAGUUGAAACUCAACCUGCUAAAGAGAAGCCCAAAACACCUCCGGCCACAUUGAGUUCUCCCACUGAGCCCCAACUUCCUCCCAAAGAAAGAGAAAGACGGGUUCCUAUGACAAGGCUGCGGAAACGAGUUGCUACACGACUGAAAGAUUCCCAAAACACAUUUGCUAUGCUGACAACCUUCAAUGAAGUUGAUAUGACUAAUUUGAUGAAGCUCCGAUCUGAUUAUAAGGAUGCUUUUGUUGAAAAGCAUGGAGUCAAAUUGGGACUUAUGUCUGGCUUUGUUAAGGCGGCUGUCAAUGCACUCCAACAUCAACCAAUUGUCAAUGCAGUCAUUGAUGGGGAUGAUAUUAUAUACAGAGAUUAUAUAGAUAUCAGCAUAGCUGUUGGUACUCCGAAGGGCCUUGUUGUUCCGGUUAUCCGCAAUGCUGAUACUAUGAAUUUUGCUGAUAUAGAAAAGCAAAUCAAUGCUUUUGCUAAGAAGGCAAAUGAUGGAACUUUAUCAAUUGAUGAGAUGGCUGGAGGCACUCUUACAAUAUCCAAUGGUGGUGUUUAUGGGAGCCUUUUGAGUACUCCUAUUAUCAAUCCCCCUCAGUCGGCAAUCUUGGGUAUGCAUUCCAUCGUGAGUCGUCCGACGGUUGUGGGAGGAAAUAUUGUCCCAAGACCAUUGAUGUACGUUGCUCUGACAUAUGACCACAGAAUUAUUGAUGGGAGAGAGGCAGUGUUCUUUCUGCGACGCAUCAAAGAUAUUGUGGAGGAUCCUCGCAGGCUUCUGCUUGACAUAUAA